Phalacrocorax carbo (great cormorant) is the source of this 14166-nucleotide messenger RNA. The record is from RefSeq and is a predicted model, not a curated record. NCBI's taxonomy places the organism in Eukaryota, Metazoa, Chordata, Aves, Suliformes, Phalacrocoracidae.
AAGGGAAGGGAGGGCGCCUCUCGCAUGGAUCCGCUCGGUGAGUGAGGGCAGCGCCGCGCCGCGCCGGGCUGGGCCCUGUGAUGCAGCAGCAGCAGCAGCGGCAGCAGCAGCGGCAGCAGUGUGCGGGCCGGCCCCCCUGCUAGGCGCUCGGCGGACGGGGCGACGGAGGAGGCGCGGGGCUUGGCCCCGCUCCAUGGAGACCAAUGGCAUCACUCACGCCCACCCCCGCCGGCCCCGAGCCCGCCGCCACCCACGGACGCACGCUUCAGCCCACCAUGGCCCCGCCGCCGCCGCCGCUCCGGCCCUCGGCGAGUGGAAAGGUAGAAGGCCAGCCCAAUGGUGACACAGUCCCAGCUGAGCAAGCCAACCCUUCAGAUGACACUGUUGCUGGUGCUGGGAGUCGUCAGAAUGAUCAGAUAGUGCAGAAAAUAGAGGAAGUGCUCUCUGGAGCCCUUGAUACAGAGCUGCAGUGCAAAUCAGAUGUAGACAAAAAUACUGUGAAAAGUAGUACUCAGUCUACAAAAAGAAGCUCUACGGCUGAAGAUGAAAUUCCUAGGAAAAAAUCAAAAAAGAACAAGAAACACAAAAGCAAGAAGAAGAAGAAAAAGAAGAAGAAAAGAAAGAAAGAGAAAAAGCAUAAAAAGCAGCCAAAAGAGUCCAAGUUGAGUACACGUCAUGGAGAACACGCAGGUUUGCAGCCUGUUUCUCACUUGAUGCCAGAGAAAUCAACCUCCAGUGUACAGCAGGGAGGAUUUGGAGAUGCAAAUCUGGCUGUCCAUAUGCAGCCAGAAGAACUGUGCUUAAAGGCAAGUGAGGAGCUUGAUAGACAAGCUUUAGGACUUGUUUCUCAGUCAACAACUGAUUCUCAGCAAUCUACAGAAAAUCUUGGAAGUGACAAAGGGACUCUGUGUGCAACAAAUCCUCCAUUUAAUUUAGAAGGCAGCCAGUGUGAUAUCCAAGAAAAUGCUAGUAUAACUCAAAUUUGCACUAGAGAAGAACAAAUUAAACAGUCUCAUGAAAAUAUUUAUCCUAUAGCUAUUAAUGCAGGUGAAAAGGGUGUUUUUGCUGAUACUGGAAAUGAUACUUCCUCUAGCAUCCCAUCUGGGGUUGCCAGUAAAUCUGAGAUUCAGAAAGAUUCAGCAGCAACUCUAGCUUCAGAGGUUACAGAAGCACUAAAAAGUUCUGAGGUUUUUCUGAAAUCUAAAGGCACUGAGGAAGUAGCAGCUUUAGAUACAGUGCUUGAGUCUAAGACCAUGGAGGUGUUGAAAUAUUCAGAAGCAUCUCUACAAUCUGUGGUACAGGGUGGAGAAAAAGAGUUAGAAGCAACUUCAGCAUCUGUGUCUUGGGGACGUGAUGUGACAAGAAUUCCUGAAUCUGCAAAUCAGGCAGAUCUGAGUACUGUGAAGGUAGCUCACAUGUCUGUGGCCAUGGAAGGAGUGAAAAUUCCAGAAGCAACUGAAAAAUCUCUCAGUAUGGGAAAUGUGAAAAAUGUGGAAAGAUCUUUGGAACUGGGGGGCGUGAGCAGAACUUUGGAGCCAGCCCUGAAGCCCUCAAUUAUAUCUGAUAAUUUGAGUGUGACACAGUGCAGCCCCGCUGUGACCCAGGUGGAAAUACAAAGUGCCAAAAUACCUCUGGGACCAGGAGCUGUUACAAAAGCGAAGGAUACUGAACCAGCUAGAAGAUCCGCGCAUACAGAAAAUGUGAAAACUUUGGAAGAAGCUCUACAGCCAGUUGCUGUAGUAAAGCCCAAAACUUUUGAAACAGUCAUGGAACCUGUGGGUGUUACAGCAAAAGAUGUCAAAGCAGCUCAGGAAUCUCUGCAAGUUGAAGUAGUCAAAGGUGUGGAGGGUACCACUGAUCCUGCAACAGUGCUGAAUGCACCAGGAGUGUUCCUACAACGUGAAGUCUUGACAGAAACAAGAAGUGUGGAUAGAACCCAGGGAUCUGCGCUUCCAGCAGAAUUGACAGAUGUGAAUGUGGUUGCAGAGGCAAAAGUUUUAAAAGCAACUUCAGAACCUGUAGCAGUUGUGCAGACAUUCGUUCCCCGAACAACCCCAGAAAUCCAGAUGGUGCAGGGUUUUAAAGGUCCACAAGCAACCACAGAAGUUGCAGCACUAAUAGGAAUAAAAGGUCUAGAAACAAGUCAAGCUACUCUGCAACUGGAAAAUACUAAUGCUUCAAAAAUUUCAGAAUCUACUCUCAAGCCUGUAGCUGUAACAGAGGCAAAAGAUUCAGAAGGUACUUCAUUACUGAGACAGCCAGAAAUGCUGAGUGAAUCAAAUGUGAGAGAUUUGGAAGCAACUCUCCUGUCUUUGCAGAAAGGAGACGUGGGAAGUCCAGGAGGAACCCUAAGACCAACAGCUGUGGUGGAAGCAGAAACUUUGCAAACAGCUUCACUGUCUUUGCAAAUGGAAGGCGUGAAAGCUUCAGAAGAAACAGUGCAUUCUGAGACUGUGGCCAGAGGUUUAGCAGCAACAAUAGAUUCAGCAGCGGUGUCAAAAGGUUCAGAAAUAAAUCUAGCUAGUAUGGCAGGAGUAGAAGCAGGCUCAGAUGCCAGUCUCCUAGCUAUGAAAGUCAGAUCUGUGACACCAGUGAAAAGUUUGGAAACAACUAUAGGACCUGUAGCAGAGACAGGAAGGAAAGAUUCAGAAGCAGACCUUGACAGAGCCAAAACAGAGAUGAAGACAUCUUCAUCCCACCUGCAUGUGAAAGGCAUGAGAGAUUUAGGCGAUCCAGUGUCUGUAGGUAUGGCAAAGGUACAAGCUUUGGAAGCAGUCUUGCAGCCUGGAACCCUUGCAGUGGUAAGCGGCUUAGGAGAAAAUGUGUGUUCUGAAGCCAAAAUGGGUAGCAAAGUCUUGGAAGCAAGUCCAGGAUGUCUUGCCAUAGAAGAAAGGUCAGAAAGGACUCCUGAAUCUGUGGUUGCAUGUGUAAGCAUGGAACCAUCUAGAGAGUCUGAGGCAGUAGCAGAACUAAUGCAUUUGAAAACCACAGCAGAAAGAGAACCAAAACAUGCAGAACCUCUUGGUGCAAGCAGAACAAAGAGUUCCAUCAUUUCACAGUCUGAGGUCAUGACGCAUACAAGAACCUCACAAACUGAGGUGGUAGGGGAGAUCAAGGAUUCUGAACUAGCUACCAGUUCUGCCACUGUAGAAGUGAGAGGUUUAUCCAGCUUGUCGGAAGUUGAGGCUGUUGCAGAGGUAAAAGAUUUGGAAGCGAGAUCAAAAACUUCACCCUUAACAGAGAUGAAAAAUUUGGAAAUGGUUGCGGGAUCUGAAACGAAGACGCUAAUGCAAGGCUUAGGAAGGACAUUGGCAUCUGAGGUGGCUAGAGAAGUUAGGCAUUCUGAAGUUGCUCCAGAAGAUCCAAACAAAGCAAAGGCAAGGAGCAAAGAAGCAAUACUAGAACCUGUGCAAACUUUAGAAACAAGUUCGAAAUCUGUCCAGGAACAAAUAGUAGGUCAUUCAGAAGCAGUAUUAGAGUCUUUGCCCAGAGUGGAAGAAAAAACUGUGGCAUCAGAAAUAGUGACAGAAGUGAGGAACUUGAGAGGAACUUUGGAAUCUUACAUUUCGACAGAUGUGAGAACUCAGGGACCUACUGUAGAAUAUAUAAUUGCAACGAGGAGGACAAGCACCAAAAGAAAUGAGCCCUUGCUUAUCAAUGUAAAAGAUUUGGAAGAAGCUUCAGAAACAGAGAAAUCAAUGGAAGCAAAAUAUUUGGAGCCAGCUAGAGAAGUGAGGUUGUUGGAAAGUAUGGAAGAGUCUGCAACAGUAGGGGUGAAAGUUUCUGAAACAGUCGAAGAGCCUGAGGUACACAUGGAUAUCCAAGGUUUGGAAACUGGCCAGAAGUCUGGAGCUGUGGGGGCGAUUAAUGUUUUAGAGGAUGCUUCAGAAGCUGUUUCAGAAUCUUUGCACUCUGAAAAGCAAGAACAUCUGCAAGCAGUUCUAGAAGGAAAACCCGCUGCAGAGUGGAAGAGUACGGAAGAGGCUCCAGAAAUAUUGAGUGCUGCAGAAAUGAAGUCGUCUGAGGCAGUUCCAAAACCAGGGGAGAUGAGAGAUGCAGAAACAACACUGGAACAUGAAGUGGCAGCAGAAGCACAAGAUGCAGAAGAGGUGCUAGGUCAACAAAUAGAUGACCUGGGAGUUCCAGGUCAAGCUCAGGAAUGCAAGAUAGUGGUUGGGAAGAAAGAUGCGCAGCAAACUCAAGCAUCUGAGCCUUUAAUAGCAGGAACAGUUUUUAGUCCUUCACAUGCAGCAGAUGAAAAAGAAUCAGCAGGGGCUCCUGAAUCGGAGAUAAUCAGAGACACAGAACAGUUGGAAGCAGCUCAAGCUCAUGUGGCAGAAACAAAAGAUUUGGAAGCAGCUUCUCUUCCUGAGACUGUUGUAGACCUGAAGGAUGCAGAAGCAGCUGCAGGGUUGGAGGCUGAGACAAAAGAUUCGGAAGCAGCUCCAGUACCUGAGACUGUUACAGAAGCAGUUCCAGUACUUGUGGCAGAGGCAGGCCAGUCAGAAGUCAUUCCACAGACUGAGGCUGCCAAAGAAGCAACACCAGAACAGGAGUCAGAGAAAAGAGAUUCAGAAACAUCUGAUGUGCAGCCUGAUGUGGCGGCACGAAUGAGGGAGACACUGAUGAGGCUUGAAAAAGUUAUUGAAAAAAGUAGCCAUAGAAGCAGUGAUAAAAAACAUGAUGCAAAGAAACAAAAAAGGAGUCGCUCCAAGUCUCAGUCCCGGUCUAGGAAGAGGAAGAAAAAGUCAAGGUCACGUUCUACUUCCAGGCGUUUGACCUCUAAAAGAGCACGUUCUAGGAGCAGAAACUAUUCAGAUUCCAGAAAAAAGCAUUCCAAAUCUAGAUCCCGAUCUGUGGAGAAGAGAGAGAGAAGAGUGUCUUCCCGGAGGUCCAGGCGCAGACGUUCCAGGUCAUCCGAUCGUUACAGGUCUAAAUCCAGAUCAGCAGAAAAGAGAGGGAGCAGAUUGUCCUCUGGGAGGUCCAGACGCAGACGUUCAAGGUCUUCUGACCACUACAGGUCUAAAUCCAGAUCAGUGGAAAAGCGACUGUCCUCCCGAAGGUCCAGACGUAGGCGUUCAAGGUCUUCUGACCGCUACAGGUCUAAGUCUAGGUCAGCGGAAAAGCGACUGUCCUCUCGAAGGUCCGGGCGCAGACGUUCCAGGUCUUCAGACCGCUAUAGGUCUAAGUCCAGGUCAGUGGAAAAGCGGCUGUCCUCUCGAAGGUCCGGGCGCAGACGUUCUAGGUCUUCUGACCGCUAUAGGUCUAAGUCCAGGUCAGUGGAAAAGCGGCUGUCCUCUCGAAGGUCCGGGCGCAGACGUUCCAGGUCUUCUGACCGCUACAGGUCUAAGUCGAGGUCAGUGGAAAAGAGGCUGUCCUCCCGAAGGUCUGGACGCAGACGUUCGAGGUCAUCUGACCGCUACAGGUCUAAAUCACGGUCAGUGGAAAAGAGAUUGUCCUCUUGGAGGUCCCGCCGCAGACGUUCCAGGUCCUCUGACCGUUCUAAAUCUAGAUCUAGGUCUUCAGAAAAGAGAGGUGGCAAAGAAUACUCAUGGAGAUUCAGACAUAGAGGGUCUGGUUCCUCUGAUCGUUCGAAAUCUAGGUCAAGAUCUGUUGAGAAGAGAGGUCGAAAGGCAUCUCUGCGGAGGUCUAAACGUCAACGCUCGAAGUCCUCUGACCGUUACAAGUCUAGAUCCAGAUCAGUAGAAAAAAGAGAUCGAAAGCAAUCAUCACGGAAGUCUAAACGCCAGCGCUCAAAGUCCUCUGACCGUUACAAGUCUAGAUCCAAAUCAGUGGAAAAAAAGAAGGAGUCCUCAAGAAAAUCUAAACGUCGCCGCUCAAAAUCUUCUGAACGUUACAAGUCUAGGUCUAGGUCUGUUGAAAAAAAGCGCAAGGAAUCUUCAAAAAAAUCCAAACGGAAGCGUUCCAAGUCCUCUGAUAGUGUUAAGUCAAGGUCCAAAUCUGUAGAAAAAAGAGAGACUAAGUUAUCCUCGGUGAAGUGCAGUAGCAAGCACGUGGAGUCUUCUGAACUUCAGGAGUCAACCAAAUCUCUUGAAAAAGUAGAUGUUCCUGAACCUUCUUUUCCAAGUGAAGACAGCUCCUCAAAAUCUUCUAAUGGUCCUAUGUCAGUAGCUUUGUCUGUCGAAAGAGUAAAUGGCCCAGAGCUGCCACCAGCAUCUGAAAGUGGAUUUUCCAAAACUUCCGAUAGUCUUGAGGAAAGCUCAUCUGUUGAAAAAACAGUGGGUCUGCAGCCUUCUGUGAUAUCUGAAUUUGACAGCUCCAAAACCCCAGAUGACCAGGAAUUGACAUCCAUUCCUGUGGAAAAAACACAGGUUUCAGAGCUUUCUAUGACAUCUGAAAAUGGAUCAGCUGAAAAAGCAGUGGCUCUGGAGUCUACAUCACUACCUGAGCUUACAUACUCCACACCCAAAUCAAGUUCCUCAUCUGUUGAAAAAAGAGGCGAUCCAGAAACUUCUUCAGUAACAGAAUUUCAGCUCUCUGCAUCCCAUGAAGAUGAGUCAAGAUCUGCCUCUCUCAAAGAAAUAGAGGGUCCAGAGCCUCUCCGGACACUUGAAAGUGGAUGUUCUGUAUCUUCUGAUGAUUACAGGACAAUCUCCUCGUCCUCUGGAAAAACAGAGGUUCAGGGGUCUUCUCUGACAUCUGAAAGUGUGCUUUCUGACUUGUCUGAUAGCCGUGAGUUGAGACAUAUCCCUGCUGAAAAAAACGAGCGUCCGGACUUUUUGCAGGUACCUGAGAGUGAAUCUUCUAAGUUGGCUGACAGCCCUGAGCCAAGGUCACUAUCUUUUGAAACAGUAGAAGCUCAAAAAUCAUUUCUAGCACCUGAAGUUACAUGCUCUGUGUUCCCUGAUGUCUGUGAGUCAGCGUCCUUGCCUGUUGAAGAAGGACAGAUGCAGGAGCCUUCUGUGGCUUCUAAUAGUGGAUGCUUCAAGUCUCCUGAUGGACAUGAAUCAGGACCCAGCUUUGCUACACAAAGAGAGGAGCUUCCGUUGAUGUCUGCAGGUGGGUCCUUCAAGUCACCUGAUGGAAAUGAACAAAGACCUUUGUCUGUUGAAAAAAAAGCUCCAGAUGUUUCCCUGCCAUCUGAGUGUGGUCCUGUUGAGAUCUCGGAUGACUUCACUUCAGCGUCAUCUUUUGAAAAAGCGCGGGGAGUUGUACUUACAACUUUAGGACAAAGCUGCAAGUCUUCUGAAGUUCCUGAGUCCAGAUCAUCUGUUGACAAAGAUUUAGAUGGUCCGACACUUUCACAUGUACUUGAAAUUGACUGCUCUGAAUCUUCUGAAAUGCAUGAAUCGAGAUACUUGCCUGCUGGAAAGAUAGAGAGUACAGGAUCUUUCUUGGUGUCUAAAAGUGGAAUUCCUGUGUGCCAUGAUGGCCAUAAAUCAAAACACAAUUACUUUGAGAAAACAGAAGGUGCAGAACUGUCAUUGGCAUCUGAGCUUAGGUGUUCUGUCUUCCCUGAAGGCUAUGAAAUGACAUCCACUGCAGCUGAAAAAAUGGAGCUACAGAAGCCUCCUCUCCCACUGGAAAGUGGGUUCUUGGAGUCUGCUGAUGUUUGUGAAUCAGUAAGCACACCAACUGAAAAACUGCAGGCUCCAGUGACUUCUCUGACAUCUGAAGGUGGGCUUCUCCUGUUGCCUGAUAGUCAUGAAUUGAGAGCUAUCCCUGCUGAAAAAGCAGAGGUGCACAAGUCAUCUGAACUGAAAUGCAUUGCAUGUCCUGAUGGCCACAGGUUGAGACCUGCCUAUGAUGAAGAAAUACAGGUGCAGGAGGCACCUCUGAUACUGGAAAGCAGAUGUUCUGUUCCCUCUGAUGAUCAUGAGUUGACAUCCAUCCCUUUUGAAAAAGCUGAGGUAGAGGAGCCUUCUGAAAUGUGUGAAAAUGAAUAUACAAUCAGGCUUGACGGUCCGGGGUUUACAUCAACCCCUGCUGAAAAAAGAGAGAUGCGGGAACUUUAUCGGGUGUCUGAAGAAAGAUGUUCAGUGUCCAUUGAGAGCCAGGAGUUGCGGUCACCCCUUGUUGCAAAGGUAGAAGUGCAAGAACCUGCUCUGACAUCUGAAAAUGAAUAUACUGUAUCUUGGGAGGGCCAGGAGCUAAGAUCUAGCUCUCCUGAAAAGGUAGAGAUGCAGGAGGCUUCUGUAGCACCUGACAAUGAACAUGUGUCUUCUGAAGAUCACGAAUUGCCAUCUUCCCUUGCUGAAAAAACACAGGUACAGGAGUGUUCUCUGCUGUCUGAAAACGAAUAUGCUGUAUCUCCUGAGGGCCAGGAGAUGACUGCCAGUCCUGCUGAAAAAGAAGUGCAAGAGCCUUCUCUGCCAUCUGACAGUGAAUAUACCAUCUUCCCUGAAGGCCAAGGAUUACAGUCUACCCUUGCUGAAAACACAGUGGUACAGGAGCCAUCACUAAUAUCAGACAGUGAAUAUGCUGCAUCCCCCAAAGGGCAGGAGUUGCUCUCUUCUCUUACUGAAAAAACAGAGGUGCAGGAGUGUUCUUUGCUGUCUGAAAACGAGUAUGAUGUAUCCCCUGAAGGCCAUGACUUGAGAUCCAGUCCUGUUGAAAAAGAAGAAAUGGAGGAGCCUUCUGAAACAUCUGAAAGUGAAAGUUCAGUGUCCACUGAUAGCCAGGAGUUGCAGUCUACCGCUGUUGGAAAAGCAGAGGUGCAGGAGUUGUCUUUGAUGUCUGAAGGUGAAUGUGCCCUGUCCCCUGAAGGUCAGGAGCUGCAGUCUAGCCCUGCUGAAAAAGUAGAGGCUAAGGAACCUUCCCUAACAUCUGAAAAUGAACAUGCUCUGUUCCCUGAAGAGUAUGAAUCAAGAUUGACCCAUGCUGAGAAAACGGAGGAUGUGGAUUCUUCUUUGACAUCUGAAAAUGACCAUACUUUGUCUUUCGAGAGCCAGGAGGUAAGGUUCACCCCUGUUCAAAAAGCAGAUGUGCAGGAGCUUUCUCCAACACCUGAAAAUGAACUUGACGCAUCCCCUGAUAGCCAGAAGUUGAGAUUCCCCACUAUUGGAAAAGUAGGUGAUCUUGAACCUUUGACACUAAAUGAUAGAGCCUCCAUGUCCCCUGAUGAUAGCGAGUUGAAAGCCAUCACUGUUGAAAAAGCGGAUGAUGCAAUGCCUUCUUUAAUGCCUGAAAGCAGGUGCUCCAUGUCUCCUGAUGGCUACAGUGUGAAAUCUGGCCCUGGUGAAGAAACAGGGGACCUAGAGCCCUCUUUGAUGUCUGAACGUAGGCAUUCUGUAUCCUCAUAUCAGGAAGGUCAUGAACUGAAAUCCCCCAUGGAGGAAGAGGGUCUGGAGUCCUCUUUGACUUCUGAACAUAGGCGAUCUCUGUCCCCUGAGGGCCAUGACCAGAAAUCUACCAUAGAUGAAGAAAUGGAUGAUCUGGAGCCUUCUUUGACAUCUGAACAUAGGCGCUCCACGUCCCCUGAUGAGCACGAGUCAAGAUCUAGCAUUGGUGAAGAAGGAGAGUAUCUGGAGCAGCCUUUGACAACGGAACGUAGGUGCUCCGUGUCUUCUGAUGAGCAUGAGUCAAGGUCUACCACUGGUGAAGAAGCAGAGGAUGCAGAGCCCUCCUUAAGAGCUGAACGAAGAGACUCCACAUCCUCUGAUGAGCGUGAGUCAAGGUCUACCACUGGUGAAGAUAUAGAAGACAGGGAGCCCUCUUUGACAGCUGAACGUAGGCAUUCCACAUCCUCCGAUGAUCACGAUUCAAGGUCUACAACUGGCGAAGAAAUAGAAGAUUUGGAGCCGCCUUUGACAGCUGAACAUAGACGUUCUGUGUCUCCUGAUGGACGUGAGUCAAGGUCAACCACUGGUGAAGAAGCAGAGGACCAGGAGCUCUCGUUGACAGCUGAACGUAGGCACUCCACAUCCUCAGAUGAACAUGAGUCGAGGUCUACCACUGGUGAAGAUGUGGAGGAUAUAGAACCCUCCUUGACAGCUGAACGAAGAGAUUCCACAUCAUCAGAUGACCAUGAGUCAAGGUCUACCACUGGUGAAGAAGCAGAGGAUAUGGAACCCUCUUUGACAACUGAACACAGACGUUCCACAUCCCCCGAUGGACGUGAAUCAAGGUCUACUACUGGUGAAGAAGUAGAUGAUGCGGAGCCCUCCUUGACAGCUGAACGAAGAGAUUCCACAUCGUCAGAUGACCGUGAGUCAAGGUCUACCACUGGUGAGGAGGGUGAGGAUGCGGAGCCCUCUUUGGCAGAUGAAGAUAAACAGGAUUCCAUGCCUCAUGAGAGGCUGGAGGAACAGGACUCUUCCUUUAUACCUGACAGUAGGCGUUCUGAGUCUUCUGAACGUGAAAAAUCUAGGUCCAAAUCUGUUGAUAAAACAUCUGACAAAGAGUCUCCAAGAAGAUCAAUAAGCAGGCACUCAAAAUCUCCUACUCGCCAAAAGAGUCGAUCCACAUCUGUUGAAAAAGUGGCAGAUAAAGAGUCUUCACGGAGGUCUAGGCGUAGGCGCUCCAGGUCUGCCGCUCGCCAGAAGAGUAGAUCCACAUCUGUUGAAAAAACAGCAGACAAAGAAUCUUCACGGAGGUCUAGACGUAGACGCUCCAGGUCCACUGCUCGCCAAAGGAGUCGAUCGACAUCAGUUGAAAAAGCAGCAGACAAAGAGUCUUCACGGAGGUCUAGGCGUAGGCGCUCCAGGUCCACAGCUCACCAAAGGAGUCGAUCCAAAUCUGUUGAAAAAACAGCAGACAAAGAAUCUUCACGGAGGUCUAGAAGCAGACGCUCCAGGUCUUCUCAGCACAGAUCCCAGAGAUAUGAUACAGAAUCUCGCUCCAGACGGAAUCGCUCCAGAUCAGUAACACGCAGAAGAGCAUCAAGAUCAAAAUCUAAUCGUCGCUCUCGAUCUAGCUCAUUGUCGCGUUCAAGGCACAGAAGGAGGAGUAGGUCAAGGUCAGCAUCAAGAAGGCGGCGUUCUUUAUCAAGAGACAGGCGUAAGAGAUCUCAGAGAAAUAGGUCGAGAUCUACUGACAGAAGAAGAAGAAGAUCAGAUUCAAGAGAUCGUAGAAUAUCACUCAGAUUACGGAGCAGGAGUCGGACACCUAUUCGUCAAAGGCGAUCAAGGUCAAGAGGAAGAAGACGGAGCUCUAGUAGAUCACCAAUUCGACUACGGCGAUCAAGAUCUUCAGGAAGAAGAAGGUACAGCAGAUCACCUGAUCGUCGUCGGUCGAGGUCAUCAGAACGAUUUUCAAGCAGGUCACCUAAACGUCUUACAGACUUGGACAAGGCCCAGCUACUUGAAAUAGCAAAAGCUAAUGCAGCCGCCAUGUGUGCUAAGUCUGGUGUUCCCUUACCACCAAGCCUGAUGCCUUUGUUAUCUCAAAAGAAAGACGACAAAGCCAAUCAGAAGUCAUCAAGAGAUACGCUAAAGGAGCUCACUGAGAAAUGCAAGAAGAUUGCUCAAAGCACAGAUGACGUGAUAGUGAACAAACCUCAUGUUUCUGAUGAAGAGGAGGAAGAACGUCCUUUCUAUAAUCAUCCUUUUAAGCUCAGUGAACCAAAACCUAUUUUUUUCAAUUUAAGUACUCCCAGCAUAAAACCAGCACCACCACCACAACCAAAAAAUCAGGUCAGCCUGUCAAAGGAAUUUCCUGUUUCAUCUGGGUCUCAACAUCGGAAGAAGGAAGCAGAUAGUGUCUAUGGAGAAUGGGUUCCAGUUGAAAAAGGCAAAGAAGAAAGCAAGGAUGAUGUUUUCCCCAAACCAUCCAUUGAGGGUGUGGACAUAACUACAGCUAUGAAUGAUCGAGCAGUGGCUCAGAAAAGGCUUAAUGAAAACACAUUUGAUUUAGAGGCCAUGUGCAUGUUGAAUCGUGCACAGGAACAGAUUGAUGCCUGGGCUCAAUCAAACUCCAUACCUGGCCAGUUCACGGGAAGUACUGGAGCACAGAUACUGUCCUCGGAUGAGCUGACCAACAGUGGUCCCCAAGCAUGGAUUAGAAAGGAUCAGUUCUUAAGAGCAGCCCCUGUAACUGGAGGAAUGGGAGCUCAGCUGAUGAGAAAAAUGGGCUGGAGAGAAGGAGAAGGGCUUGGAAAAAACAAAGAAGGCAGCGUUGAGCCCAUUAUGGUCGAUUUUAAGACAGAUCGGAAAGGGCUUGUUGCUGUGGGAGAGAAGGCACAAAAGAGAUCUGGACAUUAUGUUGUGAUGAAGGAUCUUUCAGGUAAACAUCCAGUCUCUGCAUUGAUGGAGAUCUGUAACAAAAGAAGAUGGUCACCACCUGAGUUUGUGUUGGUGGAUGAUAGUGGGCCUGAUCAUCGCAAACAUUUUAUCUUUAAGGUGAGAGUCAAUGGAAAUGAAUACAGGCCUACUUUUGCCAGCCUUAAUAAGAAGCAUGCUAAAGCCACAGCAGCAACUGCGGCUCUCCAAGCGAUGGGACUUGUACCAAAGGAAAGCAUGGUUAAUACCACCAUGUUUAGGAGUGCCUCACACCGCUAGAUAUUGUUUUUUAUAUUGACAUUAUUUCAGAUAAUUUUACUCUGCACAAAAAUGGUAUUUGCCCUUUCAUGUUGUAAAUACAUUGGCAAUUCCCACGUUGUAAAAACUGUACAGACACCUUCAGGUUUUUCUUUUGUACCAUCAAAAUGUAUUUAAAUCAUACUUAGUUUUUGGUAUGUUUAUAUUGUUUACAUUAGUGAUGUAAUUAUUUCUUAAAUGACUAAAUCAGACGACAGACUCUGGAGGCAUCAGUAAUCUAAACCCUGGUUUGAAAACUCAUGCGAUUUCUCUUCAAUACGGAAUGUUAACACUUUCAUACUGUUUUGUACUAUGCUGCAGUUUUCCCUGGUCUCGGUAAAGCUACUCUUGCACUUUUGCCGACAGCUGGUCCAAGGUCGUGCGGCUUAACCUUAGUCUAGUCAAGGCUGGCGUGUACUGCUGGACAGAUACUGGGCCAGUACUGUGACCCCUGUGAGGAGGUGCGCGGUGGCAGCCCUGUUGUACAGCGUUAGCACUGCGGCUUCCCCUUGCAUUUUCUUUGGGGGUUUAACUCGGUGGUGCACUGCGACUGGCCAUACAGCCCAUGCUCUAGGACGUACGCGAUUAGGCAAAAGACUUGCUUUCAAACAGAUGGCAAAGUCCAGCAACAGAACUGAUGAGACUGGCAAUGUAAAGGUGACUCUCCCUGCAUGUUCUGAGAAGGGAGGGGAUGGAGUUGUCUAUUCCAAACAAAUUAACACACUGCCUGAUGUUGAUUGUAUGAAUUUGUGGUUAAUGUGAAUUUUAAACUCUAACAAAUCUACAACUGGAUUUGGGGGGGAGGGAGGGGAUAGAAUGAUGCUUAAAUUGUUGUACCCAACUUGGUCAAUAAAGCAGCACAAGUUCGUAAUCUUAAUCACUGGUCAGUAAACAGUAAUUAAAACGUAUGCCAAAACAACGUUUUGAAGAAACGCAGAGCAUAGAAGUAUGCUUUAUGAAGAUCAUCAACAGUUGUAGUCCUUUUUGGUUGCUUUGGACUAUUACCAAAUUAACUCCUUGGGCUGAAUUUUUCCGUGAUGGUACUCUGCCCUCAAGGAGACAGCCUAAUCCAGAGUUUUGGCAGUUUGACAAGGGAGAGGAAGUAGAAAGCUUUUCCUCCUCCUUUUUUUUUUUCCUCUCUCUUUUUUUUUUUUUUUUAACUUAAGUAUUAGUACUUUAGCUACGUGCACUUUGAAUUGGAAAGGGCAUUGUACACCUCUUGCCAGAUCUGUCUGAGUUACAAACAGAUUGCCAGGAUUUAUGGACUCCAGUUGUUCAUAGAAGUCUCUUUGAGGUCUCUGUUACACCUACUGACCAGAAAUUCGUCUGGGACAGGAACAAAGUACAGUUUGUACACAGGAAGGCCAUGCUCAGGCCUAAAGCAAUUGACCGUUGCAAUGGUAGUAGGGAUGUUGAGGUGAAGAAUUACUAGUACCUCUUCUUCCACGAACUAAGGUGAUUUGUGUGUAUUCUGUCAACUGUUAUGGAACAAGGUGUCUGUCUCUCCCCUUAGGGGACAAGGAUCAAUGUCUCAUGUUGUGUACAGCAGAGAAAUGGUAUUUGGUUCCCCACCACACACUUCCAAGAACUAAAGCCCCUUACUAGUCUGUCAAAGCGCUCUAGAAAUGCCUAAGUUAACCUUGAUUUUCAUGGACGUAGUUGUCUUUUAAUUAAAACUUUUUUCCCUUUG